AUUUAUAAUAUAAUAUAAUAUAAUAAUAUUCCGGGAAGGGUGCCUACCUAUCAUUUUGGAAUAGCUGAGUGGGAAUUUGUUUUAGAAAAAUUUCACGCGGGUAUCAUGCCACAGCCAUUUUCAAAGGCACUGUAUGUAUGCAAUGUAAUGUAAUGUAAUGUAUGUUCCUGUGAAAAAAAUUGAAACUGUGUAAGAGAUACCAAACAAAUAAACAUACAACACAGUAGUUUGAAUUUUUAAAAGUCAAUCUGCAAUAUUCUAUAUUUAUAACGGCUGAAAUAAAACAUCUAAAAAUAUAAGCAGGUGCAACAAAAGAAAAAAUAAUGAAGUAAAAAUGCAAAAUGUCCAACAAAAUCAAAGGUGUCUAACAACUGUUACGUAAAAGCCUAAAUCUACUAAAACUAUGUACUUGCUUUGCCCAUGCCAGAAGUACACCAGGAAAAAAAUUAUACCAGACAUUAAAAAGCUGCAACAUCGUUAAGUCAUACAAAAAAUCAUUACAAAAUUUUGAUUGUCUACAGUUUGUGAUACAUUAUACCAAAAUCAGUUAUUCAGUCUAUUGCAUACAACAACCCUUUUUACACACAAUAUAAGAAGUCAACAGUUAACGAAACAUAGAAUAAACACAUAAAUAAACAUGUAAUAGACACACAUAAAACCGUGAAUCAUUUUAGUAUAUUGCAUGCCGCCCUAUACCGCAAUAUUUCAAUCGAAAAUAUUAAAAAGAACGGUUUACCCAAAUCGACAAAAUCAAGUAUUUUGUCAUAGAACAUAAAAUCUUACAGAAAAUGUCAAAAAUGGAAAAAUCUCCCAUAAAAGUUUAUUGAAAUAACAAAAGCACCUUGCUGGGUUAAAAUCCAACAGCCAUGCGGCUUAAAGAUAUCCGCUAUUAGCAAUCAUUGAAUAUUCUAAAAUUUUAAAAUUCAAUUCUUGAUUAUUAUAUAACUUAAAUUACAUAAACUUCAUUUCUCUAUAAGAAUAAUUUUAAAAGAACAAUUAUAACCUGAAAAUUGAUAAACAUAACAAAAUAGGAACAACGGCAAGGCUGAAAAAUUAUCGAAUUUCUCUUUUUUUUCUGAAAAACAACUUGGAAAAUAUCUUUUAACGUAGAAUUUUUCACAGAAUCAAUAACAUAUAAAAAUGACUUUUCUGUUUCGAUUUUUACUGGAUGUUUUUUAUUACGUUGAUAAACAAACUCAUGGUUGUAUAUGGUUGCUCAUAUGUAGCAAUAUUCUACACGCAUAUAUUAUAUGCAUGCUAGCUUUUUUUUAUAUACAUGCUAACCUAUAUAUAUGCAUCCUAGUUUGUAUUAUACAUAUGCUAGAAAUCUUAUAUUCCUUCUAGCUAAAAUAUUGUUAUGCUAUAUAUUCCAAAUGCAAACAAGAUAAAAAGAUAGUAUGCAAGAAAAACAUUAUUUUUAUGGUAGGGAUUUUUUUAUGCAAGGUAAAAAUUUUUAUGCAAGGUUUGUCGUGUUCAAAUCUGGUCUGCGUUUUAAAAGAGCAUACAAUGUCUGCUUUGCUCUUCAUUGUUUCACAAACACCGCGCAGGAACUUUAAACAAGAUGGCGGAUGCUAUUUGCGCUGGUGAUAUCAAUUUACGACAGUUUUUUAACGAUCUCCACAAUGUUGUGACGGCUGUAGAGAACAGGAAUGUGGAGAACAACGAUGAAAUAGAACUUCUGAAUAGCAGAAUAAGGUUUUGUUUACAAAAUCUUUAUUAUUUAAACGACCGAGCGACUAACAGCCAGCCCAUUAUUUACCAACUUAUCGAGACAUUGCAGGUGCUUGCGCAAAAACUUCAAGGAGAAAUCAAUGGCUAUAGGGGUCGAGAGAGAGAAGCAUGAUGGACCUGGCCGACCGAAAUUUGUCUUAUCCGAAGAAGUUUUAUUGUAUUUUCGUGACCUGGGCUAUUGCUGGCAAGAGAUUGCAACUAUGUUGUGUGUAUCUCGAUGGACGGUUAGUAGACGAGUUGCCGAGCUGGGCUUGAAAAAUAUAACUGGAUACACAAAUAUAAAUAAAGAGGAGCUGGAAAGAGUCAUCAUUGAAAUAAAAAGGAGUCAUGGUGCUUUUCUGGGGAGGUCAAUGGUUAUCGGACUUCUUAAAUCACGUGGUAUACGUGUUCAGCAGAGAAGAGUCACAGAAAUUCUCCACAAAAUUGAUCCAGAGAACUCUCGGAUUCGAUGGGCUGCACUAAUACGUAGAAGAAAGUACAGUGUACCUGGACCAAACAGCCUUUGGCAUAUUGACGGACACCAUAGCUUGAUAACUUGGAAAUUUGUAAUUCAUGGUGCUAUUGAUGGUCACUCGCGUCUCAUAACGUAUUUAAAUUGCAGUACAAAUAAUCGGAAAGAAACCGUACUGGAUUUGUUUAAUGCUGCGAUUUGUGAACUUGGUAUUCCUUCACGUGUACGCUCGGAUAAGGGUGGUGAAAAUGUCCUAGUAUGGGAAAAAAUGACACAGCUCAGAGGAGAAGGCAGAGGCAGUUUUUUGGCAGGCUCUUCGGUACACAACCAAAGAAUCGAAAGAUUGUGGCGCGAUGUAUGGACAUAUGUCACCUAUCAGUUUUAUUAUACGUUUCAAGCAAUGGAAGAUCAAGGUAUACUCAAUAUGGAAAACGAUGUUCAUGUAUUUGUAUUACAUCGUAUUUUCCAACCCAGGAUCAAUCGAGUAAUCACGUCUUUCAUAAGCGGUUGGAACAAUCACCCUUUGAGAACAGAGCGAAACUGGUCUCCGAGGAAGAUUUGGAAUAAUGGUAUGAGGAACAUGGAAUUGAAUGAGGGGGGACCCGUGGAGGAUUUGGUUUGGUUCGGAAUAGAUUGGACUGCCCUCUCACCAUUAGACAAUGGGCUGCCAACCGUAGAAUUAGAAGAUGUACGAUGUCCACACUCUCAAAAUAUAGAGGAAGCGAUCAACGUAGUCGACAUAAUGCGCGAUUCCUGCUAUUUUGGUAUAGAUAUAUUCUUAGAAGUGUUAUCAUACAUUGAAGGUUCCACUUAAAAUUCAUGGCUUUGAAAUGCACACCAAAGGCACACAAGCAACUAUCAACUUUUCGCUUUUAUACUAUAUAUUUAAGUUUUAAUGGUAUGUACAAGGUUGAUAAAAAUGUUAUUCCAAUAGCUGAAAAAUAUGAAAUACGAAUCAGAGAAGGUGCAUAUGUGAGCAAAGUUAUUUACUCUCAUUCCAAAAUGUCGUAGUUUUGCGGUGGUUACUGCUAAAAUUUUGGUCUGGUCCGAAACAUAACUAAUAUUAUCAAUAUUUCUAUAGCUUUUAGAGUAAUGUAGGCUUAAAAAGAAUCACAAAAAUGACAUAUGUCAACAAAACGCUGUUUUCAUAACAAGUUAUUAUUCUUCCGUGCUUAAUUACAGGGGGAGGUGGGAACACGGAAGAGUACUGAUAUAAAAAAGUCAUUUAGACCACUGUGAAGGAUUUGGUUUGUCCUUUAUUGCCAAUGACACUGUGUAUAGCUGACACAAGUUUUUCAAAUGUAUCUGCUUGUUUUGGUAAUACUAGUUGCAACAGACAAGUUGAAGCGAACACACCAUCAGCUUCAUCAACUUUGAUGGUGAUUCUUUUUCUCGGUAACACACGACUUGCUGAUAUGAAGUGGAUGAAGUUAACAAGGUCACUUUUGGUAAUUUCCGUAACACAUUUUAAUAAGUUCUCCUUGGUUUGUUCAGAACAUGAUGUAUCAAAAAGUAAAAUUUCCUUCACAGUUUCACAUGAUACAUUUUCUUCUUCAUACAUAAACAGUGGCAUACACAACAUAGGAUUGUUGGACAAACAAUCUAUAACAUCAAGGGUUUUCAAGCCUUCUCUCAAUUGUUCCAUUGCAGCUGUACGUUUUCCAAUUACCUCUUGAAAGAGAAUUGCAGUGUAAAUAUCAUGUCUGUUUUCAUCCUAUAAAAAAGCAUAUAAAAUGGGAUGAACUGUGGCACGACUUUGUAAUCCAGGAUAAAAAACUCUCCCAAGGAGAAAAGCUCUGUUUUAAUGACUGCUUUUUAAGUUAGACAUUCAGACAUUUGGUGUUACUGUCCGUACCUGUAUUUACACUAUUUUUCUUUUAUUAAAACAACUUUAUAAGAACACCAGCCUCAUUUUUUACUAAAAUUAACAGUAUUAUAAGUCAUGAAUGAAAAAUUAAUACUUACACUAAUAAGUUGUGUUGAUCCACAAUCAGAAAGCAGGUUUACGAAAUCCGUGUCUUGAUUAAACGUUUUCACGUCAAAAUUCUUAUCCAUGAUCUGAAGUUGAUAAAUAAGUAAUGUAAUAAAUUUGAAAAAUGAGUGCAAUGAAAUACUGGAAAAAAUAAUAAACAAAGAAAAAAUCUCAUCGACAUGUACAAUGAUUCUUUUGAAAUUGACUAGCUCAAUGAAAGGUAAAGUAGAAGUAGGCUUAUACCUUUUCUAAGUAAGAUCUGACGUACACAUUUGUCACGUCUGUUAUUGUUGCAUCUUAUAUAUUAAUUCCCUUGCGUGAGCAAAACUGUGAGUCCACGACACGGAAAUCACGGGUCACUUUCUUAUGACGUGGCCGUACGCUAAAAUUUAACUAAAAAAAUUAGGGAUGUACUGCAUAGAAAUCGCACAUAAGAUGUAAAUAUAUAACCCGCUGCUAAUAACGAUAUAAAUAUAUAUACCCUUAUGCCAAAAAACUCUAUGUUAGCAUAUAUAUAUAUAGGUAUCGCUACAUAUGAAACGGUAUUAGAUAUUCACAAAGCAUACGGACUGUUAAAUGAAGUUCCUAGCAUAAAACGGAAAUUGUGUUUACGAAAAAGAUGGCUGUUCUUUUUGAGUAUUCUCUACUCUUUCAUUCAAAAUAAGUCUUUAAAAAAACAUUUGAAGAAGAGCAUGGUUUUAUAAAUUAAUCAUAGCAAGGUUCUGUAAGGUUUUUUCAUGUUUUAUUUUCAGUUUUGAUUAUAUUAUUGUUGCCAGACAUGUUUUAUAGCUAGCAUCAUAAAAAGCCAACCACCACCAACAACUAGUAGCUAGCUAGCUAGGAAUAUAUAUAUAUAUAUGUAGCCAUGUUCUUUAUACCUAGCUAAGUCUCCAGUUUAUAUUUAAGUGACUAGCUAUUAGCUGCUGUAGCUAGCUAAUGCUAGCUUUAAACUAAAGAUUCCCAGUAUAUAUAUAUUCCCACAAAACAAAUUUAAAACGUUAUUAACCCUGAAAAUUUUAAACAUUUUCCUGGGUUUUUUUUGGUUUGCGAAGUUCUUUUCCUCCAAAUAUUCUGAAAAUAAAGUUCAGAAAUUACUUAUUUUUAAAAUGUAAAUUUAAUUUGUUUCAAAUUGUGGUUUUGACAUUUUCAUGUAAGAAUUUGUGGGCAAAAACCUUAAUCAGCAUGCUAAAAGAACUGACUUUUCUUAAUUUAGAAUUACUAAACACAACCAUUUUCUUACAAUUAGUGUAAACUUUUGUGCGUAUGGCUUAUAUUUAAUACACCAAAAGAGCUACUUUGUUGAUUUCAAUUUUAUACUCUUUGUAAGCUAUUUUUUUCUUCUUUUUGACAUUUCUGUUUUACCACUCAAUUUUUACAUUUUAUAAGUUAUUUGGAACAGAAUGGUAUGAAAUAGACCAAAAUACCUGAUCUUAGUUGUUUUUAAUUUACAGGCUGUGUCUGUGAAACUUUAAGGGGAACAUUUGGUGGAUGACAAUGGCAUGACAUAUACUGAUAGAACUGAUUUUUGUUGUGUUAGAUGUUAUAUCUGAACCUUUUUGACAUUUUAUGUUAAUUUUGCGAGGAAGGACCAUAUAUAUAUACACAGAAGAAGAAUUCAAUUUUACACCUUGCAAGCUUUGUUUUUCUAUAUUUUGUAUAAAUUCUUACUGGGGAGGACUCCGUGCAAUAUAUCGAAAUGACUGAUCCUUCUCGAUUUAAAUUUGAUGUGUUCUAAAUCGUAUAUAGUUUUGGAAAUUUUGUGUAAGAUUUAAUGGGUAAGGGCUAGAUGCAAUAUGUUAAAAAAACUUUUUUUGUUGAAUCAGAAGCACUCCCUACAACCAUUCUUUUUUUUACAGUUUGUGAAGCUUUUGUGAGGAAAGAGUGUAUGCAAUAUUAUCGAAAUAACUGAUUUUUGUUGCAAACUGUUUUUCUUUGGCAUUUUGGAUUAAAAUAUUGUUUUAGAGGGCAUAUGCAGUAGAUAUAUGUACUGAAAUAGUUAAAUUUUGCAAACUUUGAUUUUGUCGUUACCUCUCAUUUUUUACAUUUUGAUUAAACUUUUGUGGGAGACCGUCGGUAUGCGAAGGACCAAAAUAAGAGAUUUUAGUAUUAUUUAGAAUUUGUAUUUUGUGUUGCAAAAUUGGUGCAAAAAUUGACAUAAAAUGAACUUAUAUACAGAUUGAUUGCUGUUGUUUAACAUGACUCAUUAUGACUGAUAUAUAUAUUUUAUGAAAAUUUGUGACAGAAUACUAUGUGAGAUUUGAAAUUUUGUUUACUUUAUUGAUGGUAAAACAGCAUGCAAAUUGCUAAAAGGACUUUAUUAAUUUUAGGUUUAAACACCGUUAUUUUGUUGGCAUUUUGUCUAAAGUUUGGUGAGGAGGGACUGUAUGCAAUAUAUCAAAUAAUGUUUUAUUGCAUUAUAAUUUGUCCUUGCAAAUCCCUUUUUUUACACCUUAGAUAAAAAAUUCUGUCAGAGGCACAAUUUAUUGUUUAUUUUUCACAUUGUGUGUCAACCUUUGGCAGGGUUUGCAAUAAACUAACUGAUUUUAACAUAUACAAUGAGAGAGAUUUGUGUUUGACAUUGAUCAGCUUUUUUGUAUAUAUGUGGCGUUUUAAGUGAUUUAAAUUUUAUGGGUGAGAUGUAUGUUGAAAUGCUUUUGGAAACUUCUUUCCGAAUAAUUUUCGCAUUUGUCAGAUGGUCAGAGCAAGUAAUUUUAGUAGAUUUAGAUUUUAAAUGUCACAUAAAUAC
Molecule: messenger RNA, 6900 nt
Organism: Hydractinia symbiolongicarpus
Lineage: Eukaryota; Metazoa; Cnidaria; Hydrozoa; Anthoathecata; Hydractiniidae
Exons: 2
Coding region: 1812-2996 (394 amino acids)
Biological process (GO): DNA integration
Molecular function (GO): nucleic acid binding
Source: RefSeq, a predicted model, not a curated record